AUGGGGGUCCUGAAGACUGCGCUUGGAUGCAGUUACAUGAACUUCCUGCUUCCGUUUGUCUUCCUGGGCAUUGUGUCUGGAAUUCAAGGAUGGGAUGAAUCGGUUGUAUUUUUGUUGAAUUUCCUUGCUAUUCUUCCGCUGGCUUCAUUGCUCUCGUUCGCCACUGAGGAGCUGGCCAAAAGUGUCGGACAGACGAUCGGGGGGUUGAUCAACGCGACUUUUGGCAAUGCUGUUGAAAUGAUUGUGGGGGUCACUGCCGUCACGCAGGGAGAAAUCCACAUCGUCCAGUCGAGUAUGGUCGGCAGCAUUCUCUCUGGAAAUCUUCUGAUCCUUGGUUGUUGUCUUUUCUGUGGCGGCUAUGCAAAGGAGGCCGUCACCUUCAAUGUCGACGUCAGCGGAAUUCUGUCUUCUCUGAUGGUAGUAGCCUCUGCAUCCCUGAUCAUCCCAUCCGUGCUCUUUUCCACCACGCCAGGCAAAUCAAGCGCCGUGGAGGACAGCGUCCUGAGUCUAUCCCGGGCCGCUUCAGGUGUCCUCUUAAUCUUCUACCUGGUUUAUCUGUACUUUCAGUUCAAGAGCCACUCCGACCUCUUCGCAGACGACGAUCCAGAAGGCGAGGACGAAGAGCUCCAACUGGGCCCCUGGUCCGCGAGCAUCGUCUUGGUCCUAGCCACCCUCGGCGUGACGGUCUGCUCGGACCACCUAGUGGACAGCGUCGGUGGCUUCGUCGAGGCAUGGAAUGUGAGCCGGGCCUUUGUCGGGCUGAUUGUCGUACCUAUUGUUGGAAACGCCGGCGAGUUCAACACCACCCUCAACGCGGCCAUGAAGGGCAACAUGGACCUGGCGAUUGGGGUUGUCGUAGGAAGCACUUUACAGAUCGCCCUGUUGGUGAGCCCGUUUCUGGUGAUUUGCGGCUUGAUUAUCGGUCAGCCCAUGUCACUGCGCUACAGCCCCUUUGAGACGGUGGUGUUUUUCUUGUCGGUGAUUGUGAUGGAUUGCUUGAUUCGUGGCGGUCGCUCGAAUUACUACGAGGGCUCGUUGUUGAUUGGGACAUAUCUUAUUAUUGCAAUUGCCUUCUAUGUGCACCCCGAUUCAGCAGCGUGA
Messenger RNA from Penicillium alfredii, 1101 nucleotides. RefSeq lists its product as uncharacterized. Bases 1 to 1101 code for a protein of 366 amino acids. The transcript is spliced from 4 exons. The record is from RefSeq and is a predicted model, not a curated record. Lineage: Eukaryota; Fungi; Ascomycota; Eurotiomycetes; Eurotiales; Aspergillaceae. Gene Ontology annotation, biological process: calcium ion transmembrane transport; intracellular calcium ion homeostasis. Gene Ontology annotation, cellular component: fungal-type vacuole membrane. Gene Ontology annotation, molecular function: calcium:proton antiporter activity.